This is a messenger RNA of Penicillium vulpinum, 822 nucleotides long. RefSeq lists its product as uncharacterized. The transcript is spliced from 3 exons. The coding region runs from base 1 to 822 and encodes 273 amino acids. The record is from RefSeq and is a predicted model, not a curated record. Lineage: Eukaryota; Fungi; Ascomycota; Eurotiomycetes; Eurotiales; Aspergillaceae.
AUGCCGGAAGAAGAAUUGAAGGAGGGAGCCCAAUACGGUGCCUUGCCAUUUGAUUAUUAUGUCACAGAACAUUGGCCUGAGGGAGUAAAGGAGAGCCCCCAGCAAUGGGAGCAACUAGCGUGGAAAUAUCAAGAGUUGUCGCUUAUUGAUCGAUUUGGCUAUCAUGAUAGGGCGAGAUUGGUCCUUGCUCAGAUAGACUCCCCUAAUUUCACGAAUGAGCAGAUCGAAAUUUUGAGCAUUCACCAAUCAAUCGAUGAGCGAAAUAUUUGUGCAAAUGAAGAAGGUACUAUGCAGACAGUCUGGCUUCGGACUUGCUACGAUAAGAACCUAUGCGAAAAAUACGAAGAUAUGAAGGCCGAGGGUAUGAUCGACGCUGAGAUCGGUCCUAAUCGGUACCUCGACGAUAGCAACCGCUACGCCUUUGACGACGGAACGCUAGAUCAUUGGCGACAGGUUCUCGUCCGAGUGCCAGGUAUCACGGAUUUUAUGGGUAUCGAUAACGAAAGCGGUGUCCUUAAAUAUCGGUCGUGCCAGAAUGACGAUGAGAUUCGGGCCCAAUGUGAGGAGCUAGAAGAUGAGGAAGAUAGAACCUUGGCCCUUAAAGAGCUGGAAUUCCAGGUUGUGGUGUACCUAUUGGACCGCGAGGCUAUCGAGACGGGUUUGAUCAAGAUGCUUUGGUUAGACGAGCACGGCAACAGCGCAUGGGAGAAUCGAGUAGAGCCAUCUACUGUGGAACCGCUUGCCGUAGCUUUUCUUGGUGCUAGUCAGCUGAGCGAAAUGUCAGGUGGAAGCUCUGGCCGAGGAUCCUUGAUUAGACAAUAG